AUGGCCAGCAGCAGCAGCAGCAAUUUUGAUGACCAAAACCUAGGAAACGAAACCCUAGAAUCAUCAUCAUUUAGGAGAGGCAAGAAGAGAAAUUCUUACAAGGCCAAGAAACCCCUAAGAGGUCUUGGUGUGGCUCAACUAGAGAAGAUCAGAUUACAUGAAAUGAGCUCUACUUACAUUCCUAAUUCACAUCAUAAUCCUUAUUUCGAGAAUUUCAGCCAGGAGGAUAUGAGACUUCAAACAACCUGCUCAUCGUCGUCGUCAUCGUGUUUUUCAUACUUACCAUUGUCGUCUCCUUCUUAUGGUUUUCGAACUCCCCAUGGCAUCAUGAUAGGUUGGCCAGACUUGGUAAAGGAAAAUAUCAAAUAUGAAGAGUCCCAACAGAUAAAUGCUACUAGAUGGGAUUCGAUCCAAACAGUCUUAGGAACCCAACAGUUUGUGCAGCCAAGCAUGACAAGACACUUGUUGAACCUACAAAUACAGAAUUCACUCCUUGAGAAGAACAAGAAAGGUCUGAAUGAUUCAGCGGGUUCUAAUCAUGAGAAAUUUGAAUCUAGUGCUACUCAAGAAUUAGAUCUGGAACUCAGACUUUCGCUUUAG
This is a messenger RNA of Fraxinus pennsylvanica, 600 nucleotides long. Lineage: Eukaryota; Viridiplantae; Streptophyta; Magnoliopsida; Lamiales; Oleaceae. The record is from the annotation of a GenBank genome assembly.